Euleptes europaea (tarantolino) is the source of this 305-nucleotide messenger RNA. RefSeq names its product NADH:ubiquinone oxidoreductase subunit A3 (gene NDUFA3). NCBI's taxonomy places the organism in Eukaryota, Metazoa, Chordata, Lepidosauria, Squamata, Sphaerodactylidae. Bases 1 to 261 code for a protein of 86 amino acids. Gene Ontology annotation, cellular component: mitochondrial inner membrane. The record is from RefSeq and is a predicted model, not a curated record. The transcript has 4 exons.
AUGGCAGCCUUCAGCAAAGUUGGUGCGUAUCUGAAAAAUGCCUGGGCCAAGGAACCUGUUAUUGUGGCCUCUUUUGCCAUUGGCAUCCUAGCUGUACUCGCACCUCUCGUUAGCCCCUACACUAAGUACACCACCAUGAUGAACAGAGCUGUGCCGUACACAUAUCCAGUGCCAGUUCGGGAUGAUGGCAAUAUGCCCGACAUUCCCUGCCACCCUUGUGACAAGGAAGGCCCAAGCCUCGAGUGGCUGAAGAACUUCUGAGAACUUCAGAAAGCUUCCUGAACUACGACUGAAGGGUCCACCAA